AUGCUGCGGUCCUUUGGGGGUCUGGAGAGUUCAUGGAAGGCUUCCUCCCACCCUCUCUGGGGGGCCUUUAAGAGCCCUGCCGGGACACCACCCGGAAGCGGGAGGUGGGGAGGCGCUGGCGGCAUCAAGGAGGCGGUAACGGGGCGGGGGCGGGGCGUGUCCGAGCCGGUCGGGCCUCCUAAAAUCCGCGGAGCAGGACCGCUGAGGGGUGCGAUGGGCCCGCGGGCAUCCCUGUGCGGGGUCGUGCUGCUCUGCGCCCUGGGUCUGGGUCUGAGUCCCACGGGAGGGCAGCGCUGCGGUCCUGGCCACUCGCUGCAAGGGACUGGGACAGACACGCGCUGCUGCCGCUCCUGUGCCCCGGGUAAAACGGAUGAGAAGAACUGUUUUGACUGUGUGUGUGUCCAGCCCGAAUUCCACUGCGGGGACCCUGGAUGCCAGACCUGUAAACGCCACCCCUGCCCUCCAGGUCAGGGGGCAGUGCCUGAAGGGAAUUUCAAGUUUGGCUUCAAAUGUGUGGACUGUGCUGUGGGGACCUUCUCCCGUGGCCAGGAGGGCCGCUGCAGACCUUGGACAGACUGUGACCAGUUUGGGUUUCUCACUAUGUUCCGUGGUAACAAAACUCACAAUGCUGUGUGCAUCCUGGGGCCUCUGCCUGCCGAGCCACGUGGCCAGCUGAUCAUCCUCCUCCUGGCCGUGGCUACCUGCAUCCUCAUGCUGACCACAGCCCAGCUCAGCCUGCACAUUUGGCAGCUGAGGAGGAAGCACAUGUGGCCUCGAGAGACCCAGCCACUCCUGGAGGUGCCGCCACCGGCAGAGGAUGCCUGCAGCUGCCAGUUCCCUGAGGAGGAGCGGGGGGAGCGGCUGGAGAAGGGCGAGCUGGGGGACCAGUGGGUGUGAGCUGACCGUCCUCGGAGCCGAGCCCGAGCCAGCCCUCCCAGGAGCUUGCCCAGGCUGAGACUGAAGCGGGCUCUGCUGUCUGUCUGCUCUGGGCCCGGCCCUGCUCCCCUCGACGGUGGAAGUGGGUUAGGGUGGUGACAGUAACAGGUUCCCCAGACUAUGCAGAAGGGUGGUGGCCAUGGCUGACCCUGUGGGAGAGACAGGCAGCCAUGACUGCCUUCUUCCCUGGCCAGCCCUGCUGGUGGGGGGGAAAUCUGUGGUCCCUCCAUGGGUGUGCAGUGAUCAGCAGGGGACCUGGCUGAAGGUGGUUUUCAAUAAACACUUGUCCAGUGA
Sciurus carolinensis (gray squirrel) is the source of this 1230-nucleotide messenger RNA. It is a transcript of the gene Tnfrsf18, whose product is annotated as TNF receptor superfamily member 18. Gene Ontology annotation, biological process: positive regulation of cell adhesion; negative regulation of apoptotic process. The coding region runs from base 1 to 897 and encodes 298 amino acids. Gene Ontology annotation, cellular component: external side of plasma membrane; plasma membrane. NCBI's taxonomy places the organism in Eukaryota, Metazoa, Chordata, Mammalia, Rodentia, Sciuridae. The transcript has 5 exons. Gene Ontology annotation, molecular function: tumor necrosis factor receptor activity. The record is from RefSeq and is a predicted model, not a curated record.